Molecule: messenger RNA, 3804 nt
Organism: Brassica rapa (field mustard)
Lineage: Eukaryota; Viridiplantae; Streptophyta; Magnoliopsida; Brassicales; Brassicaceae
Product: topless-related protein 3
Biological process (GO): regulation of DNA-templated transcription
Molecular function (GO): protein binding
Source: RefSeq, a predicted model, not a curated record
UUUCUCUUUCUCUCUUCUCUCCUCCUUUUAUUUAUUCUCCUCCUCUCUCCAUUUUCAAGCUCUCUCUCUCUCUCAAAACCCUAGAAAUCUUCGAUCUUUCAGAGCUCUCGGAUUCGUACGUAAUCGUGUGCCGUUUGCGUGGUUCUGACGUCAGAUUUGAGAUUCAGAGCGUCGAAUAAUGUCGUCGUUGAGCAGAGAGCUGGUGUUCCUUAUACUCCAGUUUCUCGAUGAAGAGAAAUUCAAAGAGUCUGUGCACAGGCUGGAGAAAGAAUCUGGAUUCUUCUUCAAUACCAAGUACUUUGACGAGAAAGUGCUUGCGGGAGAGUGGGAUGAGGUCGAGAAGUACUUGUCUGGGUUCACCAAGCUUGAUGAUAACAGAUACUCCAUGAAGAUUUUCUUUGAGAUUAGGAAGCAGAAGUAUCUCGAGGCUCUUGAUAAGCAAGAUAAGGCAAAAGCAGUUGAGAUAUUGGUGCAGGACUUGAGAGUCUUCUCCACUUUCAACGAGGAGCUAUACAAAGAGAUUACUCAACUUUUGACUUUGCACAACUUCAGGGAAAAUGAGCAGCUUUCCAAAUAUGGAGACACUAAAACUGCUCGGACCAUAAUGUUAGGCGAACUGAAAAAACUAAUUGAAGCAAAUCCUCUUUUCCGUGACAAGUUGACGUUCCCCACUUUGAGAUCUUCGAGACUGCGGACUCUGAUUAAUCAAAGCCUUAAUUGGCAGCACCAGUUGUGCAAGAAUCCUAGGCCCAACCCAGAUAUUAAAACUCUAUUCACAGACCACACAUGCGCAGUUCCGAACGGUCCUCUGGCGCCUUCACAGCUCAAUCAGCCAAUUACAACUUUGACAAAGCCAACAGCUUUUCCGUCCCUUGGAGCUCAUGCUCCCUUUCCUCCUGGUGCUGCUGUUGCUGCCGCUGCUAAUGCUGGCGCUUUAGCUAGUUGGAUGGCUGCUGCUGCCUCUGGUGCUUCUACUGUCCAAGCUGCUGCUGUUACUCCUGCGUCUAUUCCUAUGCCUCAGAAUCAAGUGUCAAUCUUGAAGCGACCACCAGCAACUCCAGGUGUAGUUGAUUAUCAGAAUCCGGAACAUGAACUAAUGAAGCGUCUCCGCCCUGCCCCAUCUGUAGAAGAGGUGACAUAUCCUGCACCUAGGCAGCAUGCUCCUCCAGUGUCGCUGGAAGACUUGCCGUUAAAGGCGGCUCUAGCGUUGCAUCAAGGGUCCACUGUGACAAGCAUGGAGUUUCACCCUAUGCAAAAUACGCUACUUCUUGUCGGAUCUGCCACCGGAGAAAUCGCGUUAUGGGAACUAGCUGCUAGAGAGAAGCUGGUUUCAAGGCCAUUCAAAAUAUGGGAUAUGGCUAAUUGCUCACCUCCGUUGCAGGCUUUGAUAGCUAAAGAAACACCAAUGUCUGUCAUCCGCGUUGCAUGGAGUCCAGAUGGAAAUUUCAUUGGUAAGUUCCAUAUCAUGCUUUGUGGGAUUUUAAUUGGUCUCUGGUCAGUCUCAGUCUCUUUUGUUGCAGGGGUUGCAUAUGCGAAGCAUCUUAUUCACUUGUAUGCUUUCUCUGGACCUAACGAGCUUCGCCAGCAUGCUGAGGUUGAUGCCCAUGUGGGUGCUGUGAACGACUUGGCUUUCGCUAAUCCAAACAGGCAGUUGUGUGUAGUUACUUGCGGAGAUGAUCAGCUAAUCAAGGUAUGGGACGUUUCAGGUCGGAAGCAUUUUACCUUUGAAGGUCACGAAGCUCCUGUUUAUUCCAUUUGCCCUCAUCACAAAGAGAACAUUCAGUUCAUAUUUUCGACGGCCAUAGAUGGGAAAAUAAAGGCGUGGCUUUAUGAUAAUAUGGGUUCCAGAGUUGACUAUGAUGCUCCCGGUAAAUGGUGUACUACAAUGCUUUAUAGCGCUGAUGGUACCAGAUUGUUCUCUUGUGGAACGAGCAAAGAUGGAGAUGUUUUCCUAGUUGAGUGGAACGAAAGCGAAGGAUCAAUUAAAAGGACCUAUCUUGGGUUUCAGAAAAAGUUGGCAGGUAUGGUUCAGUUUGAUACCUCAAAGAACCACUUUCUUGCUGUUGGCGAAGAUGCGCAAAUCAAGUUCUGGGAUAUGGACAACAUCAAUGUCCUGACUAGCACUGAUGCUGAGGGUGGACUUCCGGCUCUUCCUCGUUUGAGAUUUAACAGGGAAGGAAACCUUCUAGCCGUUACGACGGCAGACAACGGAUUUAAGAUCCUAGCAAACCAAGCCGGUUUCCGAUCUCUGAGAGCCAUGGAAGCCUCAGCUUUUGAAAGGAUGAGGACUCCAGCCGAUUCUUCUUUAACUAAAGCUGCUGUUCCCGGUGCUCCUGUUGCAUCUGUCAGCUGUAAAGUUGAACUAGGCUCUCCUGUUAGACCCUCACCAAUGCUGAAUGGAGUUGAUCCCCCAAAGCCAAGAGUAGAUGACUUAGCAGACAAUCCAAGACCUUGGCAGUUAGCUGAAAUCUUGGACCCUGCCCAGUGUCGCCAGGCCACUUUACCUGAUACCGGUUCUUCCACAAAGGUCGUUCGGCUGCUGUAUACGAACUCCGGCGCUGGAAUCUUGGCACUUGGUUUUAACGGUAUUCAGAGGCUCUGGAAGUGGGUUCGCAAUGAGCAAAACCCUAGUGGAAAGGCAACUGCUGCUGCUGUUCCUCAGCAUUGGCAACCAAACAGUGGUCUUCUCAUGACCAACGAUGUCUCUGGUGUAAACCUUGAAGAGGCCAACCCAUGCAUCGCUCUCUCUAAGAACGACUCGUAUGUCAUGUCGGCUGCUGGAGGAAAAGUCUCCUUGUUCAACAUGAUGACUUUUAAGGUGAUGACAACAUUCAUGCCACCUCCACCGCCAUCAUCAUUUUUGGCGUUCCAUCCUCAGGACAACAACAUCAUUGCCGUUGGAAUGGAGGACUCCACCAUUCACAUCUAUAAUGUCCGAGUGGAUGAGGUCAAGUCAAAGCUAAAGGGUCACCUGAAACGCAUCACUGGCUUGGCAUUUUCUACAACCCUCAGUAUCUUGGUUUCAUCUGCUGCUGAUGCACUGAUAUGCUUUUGGAGCAUUGACACAUGGGAGAAGAGAAAAUCCGUUGUAAUACCAAUGCCAGCAGGAAAAGUCGCCGUUGGAGACACGCGUGUUCAGUUUCAUGUGGAUCAGAUCCGUAUCCUUGCAGUCCACGAGACACAGCUAGCGAUAUUAGAUGCCUCCAAGAUGGAAUGUAUCCGACAGUGGAUUCCUCAAGACUCGUUGUCUUCUCAUAUAACUUCAGCAGUGUAUGCAUGUAACAGCCAGUUGAUCUACACCACUUUCCGUGAUGGUAACAUUGGAGUGUUCGACGCAGACACACUUGGAUUAAGAUGCCGUAUCUCUCCAUCCGCCUACUUGCCUCAAGUGAACCAAGGUUUGUCUCCUUUAGUUGUGGCCGCUCACCCGCAAGAGCCAAACCAGUUUGCGGUCGGUUUGAAUGACGGGUCAGUUAAGGUGAUAGAACCGACCGAGGCUGAAGGCAAGUGGGGGAUGGUUCCACCCUCUGAAGCCAUCAACACUUCACCAUCCACUACAAGCAACCAAACUCCAUAACAGUUAUAAAGAUGAACAAACUUCUAUGAUUUAUAUAUUAUCCAUGUUAUGAACCUCAAAUCUUUCCAUAUUGUUACUUCAGGUUGGUUGCUAAGUUAGGGUUGAUUUUUAUUUAGGUUUAAGGCAGUGCUUUUAGAUCUUCAAAAAUGUAGCCUUAGUUUCAAGAUUGUUAAGAUAUUGAAAUUGGUAAGAUAUAAAGUUUGUAUAACUAUUUGCAAAUCUCAAAA